This is a messenger RNA of Trichomycterus rosablanca, 3711 nucleotides long. RefSeq names its product faciogenital dysplasia (gene fgd). The coding region runs from base 323 to 2989 and encodes 888 amino acids. Lineage: Eukaryota; Metazoa; Chordata; Actinopteri; Siluriformes; Trichomycteridae. Gene Ontology annotation, molecular function: guanyl-nucleotide exchange factor activity; metal ion binding. Gene Ontology annotation, cellular component: cytoplasm. Gene Ontology annotation, biological process: cytoskeleton organization; filopodium assembly. The transcript is spliced from 19 exons. The record is from RefSeq and is a predicted model, not a curated record.
UAAGGGGUUGGUGAGUUGAAGAGUGGGAGGGAAACAGAAAAAAACACAGCAGUCCCUCAACAGGAAACCGGACGGAGCCGGGGGAAGAGUGGUUCAGUGAGUCGAUGCGCAAAUGAAAGAAAGAAAAGGCGAGUUUGGAGAAUGCAGAAGCGUUCGUGCUAAUCAGUUUAGCAAAACAUGAACCGUGUCUUCUCGCGAAUGAAAAAAGGAAGCUGUAAAUUCUGAUGUUUGGAUUGUGUUUGGUUUGGAAGAAAUACAGUGAAGGGAAAAGUGCAGUAGCAGCUUCAGACUACUUGUUGAUAGAAGAGAGGUGGCUGGCAAAAUGCAGGGAAUUCCAACAACCGAUCUUUCUUCAUCGUUCCUGCAGUAUUCCUGUGGGUCACUGGACUUGGUGUUAAAUAAGAAAACCUCAUCUUUUUCCAGACCAAGCCACGACAACAACACACGGCAAACCCACAAUCCUUUACCUGCACCCAGGAGGUCAGCACUACAAAAACCUAGAGUACCCCCUAAGCCUUCACAUUUGCUGGUUCUGGGGCAGGACAAGCAGCAACAGCAAAUCCCUCCAGCACCUUGUCGUCCGCUUCCAAUACCUCCACCCAAGCCCAGAGUGCUGACAUCGGACCAGCAUCAACAACCUGCCAAGAGUGUGUGUCUACUCAUUGAAAAGUUUGAAAACGCCAAAACCCCAAUACUGGGAGCCCAAACAAGGAGUUCCAUACAGUUGCAACUAAGAAUGGAGACUUCGACCUCUGAAAUCACAGAGCAACCCCAGUUCAACAAGUCAGAGCUUGAGGACUCUGGAACCGCGUUGCUUAUAGAUGAAAUUCCACUUCAAAAGAAUAUUGAAUUACCCACACUGGAACUUUUACGAAUGGACUGUGCAAAUGACACAGAUGGUCAAGACAAACUUGACCGAGAAUAUCACAGCGGGGAUUUGGACAUAAACCACAGUGAUACAGAACGUUCCAUUAGCAACAUGGAUCACAUUGACUCAGUACAAGAUGCUGGUAAUUUGACAGCACAGGAUACUGAAGUGACAGAAGCUAAUGGAAAGAUACCGAAUCGGGACAGUGGGAUAGACAGCCCGUCCUGCGGAACUGAGGGAGAGGUUUUCCCGAAUGAGGGCGCUAUUGAAGAGGAGGAAAGAAAUGACAGCAUAGAAAUGGAAAUGGAGAGUAUGUCCUGCGUAACCUCUAGCAAUAAAAGAGACUCGACACAGGAUGAAGAUAGUGACUUGGAUGACGGAAGUAGUGAGGAACCAGAGAGCCUAGAAGUCAAGGGUUCACAGUCUGAAUCUCAGAAACUGUUAAACAUUGCUCAAGAACUGCUUCAAACAGAGGAAGCUUACGUCAAAAGACUCAACCUCCUAGACCAGGUGUUCUGUACUAAGUUGACGGAGGCAGGUACCCCUACAGAAGUGAUCAAUGGGAUUUUCUCUAACAUUUCAUCAAUCUACUGCUUCCAUCAUCAGUUCCUGCUGCCAGAAUUACAAAUAAGAAUUACAAAAGAGUGGAGCACCAAUCCCCGAAUAGGUGACAUUCUACAGAAGUUAGCUCCAUUUAUGAAGAUGUAUGGCGAGUAUGUGAAAAACUUUGACCGUGCCAUGGACUUAGUCAACACCUGGAUGCAGAAAUCAACACAGUUCAAAAGUGUGGUGCAAAACAUUCAGAAGCAGGAUGUAUGUGGUAACCUUACGUUGCAGCAUCACAUGUUGGAGCCGGUGCAGCGUAUCCCUCGUUAUGAACUUCUCCUCAAAGACUACCUAAAGAAACUUCUCAGUGAUGCCCAAGAUAGAAAGGACACAGAAAAGGCUCUGGAUUUAAUCUCCACAGCAGCUAACCAUUCUAAUGCAGCUAUCAAAAAGAUGGAGAAGAUGCACAAGCUGUUGGAAGUGUACGAACGGCUGGGUGGUGAAGAGGACAUUGUUAAUCCUGCUAAUGAACUUAUCAAAGAGGGGCAUAUCAAAAAGAUGUCUGCUAAAAAUGGUACAGCCCAGGACAGAUACCUCUACCUGUUUAAUAACAUGUUGCUGUACUGUGUGCCCAAACUGAGACUGAUGGGACAGAAGUUCAGUGUCAGAGAGAGGAUUGAUAUUGCAGGCAUGGAGGUUCAGGAGAAUGUGAAACAGAACCUGCCUCACACAUUUGCCAUCAUGGGCAAACAACGCUCUCUCGAGCUCCAGGCCAGAAGUGCUGAAGAAAAAGAGGAUUGGAUAAAGGUAAUUCUGGCCACCAUAGAUAAGGAAAAACAGAAAAGUGAGACGUUUAAUAAAGCCUUCAACAGCUCCUUGUGCCGUGAUGAUGAACACAUGCCUGACUCACCGGGUCCAUUGUGUAAUGCAGAUUUCGAUGGAGGGGUCAAUGAAAGGAGAAGCUCCAAGAAGCGAGACAAGGAAAAAGAAACAUGUAAAGGCUGCAAUGAGACCUUUCACUUUACCAAACGCAAGCAUCACUGCAAGAACUGUGGAGCAGCUAUCUGUGGUAAAUGCUCCAAAGUGUUGGAAAGUAAGAACAGCCGCAUGUGCAAGCAGUGUUACGAGGUCCUGCAGGGACCUGAAGGAACGCCAGGGGGCAGUGUUGAGCUAAAGAGAAAAGCAGUAGAGAAGCAGCUCUCGUUGACAGGAGAUAAUUGUGUACUGUGCAGUCAGCUUCUGGUUCAGGAGAAAGGGAAGAACUGGACAAAAACCUGUGUCGCCAUAACAAAGGCAGAACCACUUGUGCUUUAUCUACAGACCAGCAGCCAGGAUGUGCGUGGUGCCCGGACGAUCUCUCUACCUGGUUACGAAGUCAGCACAUCAUUGCCACCAUCAGACAAGUCUGAAGGAGGAAAGCACAUGUUCAGGCUCAGCCACUCCCAGCACACAUUGCUCUUCAGUACCCAAGAUUCAGAAUUAAUGGGCAAGUGGGUGGACCUUCUGUCCCAUGCUACGAAAGGACAGGCUUUGGAAAUGUCACUUAGCACAACAGAGCACCGAAAGAGCCAAUGAAAGCUAGAGCAAGGCAAUGGAGUAACUGAACCUUGUUUAAUUGAACUUGUUACUUGAAUUUACAUUUCCCCCAGCACUUUUAUAUUUCUUUGAUAAGUAUUUUCAAUUCUUUUUACUACCUUUAUCUUUUACUUUCCUCUUUUGCAAAAGCACAGGAUGCGAAUGUGCACAUGCACUGUUACAGCAUAUCUGCCGCGGUCGUUCCGGUGUGCGGAUGUGGCCCAAAUGCACUGUUCUUUCUGAGUCAUUUGUAUUGUAUAAUACUGGAUAAGGUUUUUGUGGUUUUAAUGAAAAGCUGAAAGAAUGUUUUUAAAUGAUUUUAAGAUUUCUUUUAAUGGUGUUAUUGUUAAGCAUUAAUUUACCAUUCACAUGUGCUAAAAUAUUUGCUCUGACGUCAAAUUACUUUACACAGUAGUAUUUGUUUCUUGUUUGUCUACACACCAUGUUCUGAUUUGCUACCACACUGGCAAAAGAGGAAGUCAGAUAAACAAAGAUGACACAAAUUCCCAUAUCUAUACAUACAAUCUAAAAUACUGUUUUCUUCUGUGUAUCUACUCAGAUUGUUACUUCAAGUACACACCCAGCCUAUAGGCCUGUCAUAAUGGUGAAAUUCAGCCUGAUGAAGCAUUUACAUAUCUGUACUUGCAAUAAAUCAUGUUAUUGUCUUUGCGCUGUUAAAUGUAUGCCACUUUUUAGUGGAAUUCUAAUGGUAAUAAAGCAUG